Dromaius novaehollandiae (emu) is the source of this 2891-nucleotide messenger RNA. RefSeq names its product electron transfer flavoprotein subunit alpha (gene ETFA). The transcript is spliced from 11 exons. Lineage: Eukaryota; Metazoa; Chordata; Aves; Casuariiformes; Dromaiidae. Gene Ontology annotation, cellular component: mitochondrion. Bases 128 to 1021 code for a protein of 297 amino acids. Gene Ontology annotation, biological process: fatty acid beta-oxidation using acyl-CoA dehydrogenase. Gene Ontology annotation, molecular function: electron transfer activity; flavin adenine dinucleotide binding. The record is from RefSeq and is a predicted model, not a curated record.
GCGGGGGCGGUGGGCUGGCGGCGCGGCUCUCGCGAGAGCGGCGCUGGGCCGAGCGCGGCGCGCGGCGCGGCUCGGGGCGCGGGGGGGGGGCGCCGAGCGCGAGGCGGCGGCGGCGACGAGCGGCGCCAUGUUCCGGGCGGUUGGGGUGCAGCGCGUGAGGCGGGCGGCAUCGCUGCUUCGGCGGUUUCAGAGUACGUUAGUCAUAGCAGAACACAACAAUGAGUCUCUUACGCCCAUUACACUAAACGUUCUCACCGCGGCAAAACGUCUCGGAGGGGAAGUUUCUUGUUUAGUAGCUGGUACCAGCUGUGACAAGGUAGCACAAGAAGUGAGCAAAGUGCAGGGUGUUGCAAAAGUUCUAGUGGCUCAGCACGAUGCAUACAAAGGAUUUCUACCAGAGGAGCUGACUCCCUUGAUUUUGGCAACUCAGAAACAAUUUAAUUACACGCACAUUUGCGCUGGAGCCUCUGCCUUUGGGAAGAAUCUUAUUCCCAGAGUGGCAGCUAAACUUGAUGUUGCUCCUGUUUCUGACAUUAUUGAAAUUAAGUCACCAGACACUUUUGUGAGAACUAUCUAUGCAGGGAAUAUUGUUUGCACUGUGAAAUGUGAGGAAAACGUUAAAGUAUUUUCUGUACGGGGAACUUCUUUUGAGGCUGCACCAGUAAGUGGUGGUAGUGCCAGUUUGGAAAAGGUAACGCCUCCACCUCCUGUUGGUCUAUCUGAGUGGAUUGAGCAGAAGUUGACAAAAAGCGAUCGACCAGAGCUUACUAGUGCAAAAGUGGUUGUAUCGGGCGGGCGAGGUUUAAAGAGCGGUGAAAAUUUUAAGUUGUUAUAUGAUCUUGCGGAUCAAUUGCAUGCUGCAGUUGGAGCUUCCCGUGCAGCUGUCGAUGCUGGCUUUGUUCCUAAUGACAUGCAAGUUGGACAGACGGGCAAAAUAGUAGCACCAGAACUUUAUAUUGCUGUGGGAAUAUCUGGAGCAAUCCAACACUUGGCUGGGAUGAAAGACAGCAAGGAGAUGUAACUUGUAGAAGUUGUGCUGUGGGCAAGGUCACGCUUUUGUUCCUUACCACUGGAAGUCUCGGUCAGACGAUGAGGUGGAGAACCAGGUCUUAUUAAAAAGUUGCUGUAGUUAAUGGAGACAGUUAGAGGAAGAAUUAGGCUGCCGGAGUCAAGCUGAGGAUUGGGGUUUUUCAGGCAAGUGGUGCUGCUUGUUCUUGUGACCGUGACAGAUGACGGCGUUUCUUAGGGCGCCCUACGGGGAGCCCCGAGAGGGCGCGUGAGCUGUGCUGCUGGCUGAAGGCGUCCUUCAUGGGGUGCACGCGAGCAGGACCGCGCUCGCCCCGCCUGCGCCAGCCCGGAGCAGAGGCCUGGACACCCUCCGACGGCCGUCCGCCUCUCGCAGGGCGUUUCUGGGGCGGGAGCGGGCGCCUGUUGUGCCGCAGAGAGAGGCGGCCGCUCGUUCGGCCUCCCUCGGGGCGGUCCCGCAGCCUCAGGGAGAGCGCGGGCGGCUUGGUGCCCGCCGGUGCGCUGCCGGGUGAGCGCGUAGGGCCCUCACGGAGGGCGGUUUCACCGAGUUACUACCUGGAGGCCUCGCAGCCUGGAUUUCACUUUCUGGGCUGCAGCGACGGCGGUAGGAGGCUUGCGUUUGCAAACGGGGCAGCUGAAAUAAAAGCAAAAAAAGACGCUGGGGACACUGUUUCAGCGGUGUGGCUGGACCGGGUGUAGCUCGUGGCUCGGAGGCGGCGGAGAGGGCAGCAGCAGGGCACUGCUGUAGGUCCGUCCCCCUUACAUCGAUGCUGGUCCUUACGGGGAGUCACAGCAUACAAAUAACCUGUGAAGAGAAAACAUUUCUGUGGGCUUGAAAACACAGGAUUUGCUAACUUAUUUGAGUUAUUGCCACUAGACAUAUGCUACCAAACCAUCAAUUGUGUGGCGUGAGUAAAACAGAAACGUGACCGGUGGCUUCUUGGGAAUGGCAGACGAGUGACCGAGGUAACCAGCGGGUUAGGGCUUUGCUGAGGCAUCGUGGUGCCGCAAAUCAGCGCACAAAGCGGCAGCAAUUAGGCGCAAAGACAGUACUGGAGCACGGUGGUUUAUGCCUGCGUGGUGCAAGGCCUGUUUUAUGAGCUGUUACUGCAUUUUUUUGGGCCUUUAUGGCCCUCUCCUCAGCCUGUUUUGGCCUUUGAUGUGGACACCCACAGGUAUUUUGCUGGCAGCUCUUGCAGGUGUUCACGAAAUGGUAUGAUUUACCUGUAUGGAAGAGCUAAAAUCAAGACAGGCAUUUUUGUGGCUGCUGUGUUGGGAUUUAGAGCACAUGCAUUUUUUUUUUUCCUACUGCGUGAUAAAAUAAAUUACAUAGCCCAUAGUAAUUACAGGGGCCUUUAGGCAUGGCUUUAUUUUUCCUUGAAUGCUAGCUCUGAUUUAUUUCUGUAAUGUUAUGACUUCGCUCUUGCAGCUAAUGCUUUGUCGUAGGGUGCCCCCCCCCCCAAAAAAAAAAAAAAAAAACAAAACCACAUACUUUUCCGCAUGGAAGGCUAGGCCAGGCCUGAGCUAUGCUAUGAGCAGGGAACGGCCCUUUUGAGAAAUUGAUGUUUUCAUUAGUGUUAUGAAUGCUUGGCUCAGUUUUGGCUAUGUCCUUGAUGGUUUGGGUUUUUUUGUUGUUGUUUUUUGGGGUGUGUUUUUUUUGGCUGGGGGGGGGGGGUUGUUUUUUUUGAGGUGGAAAGGAAAAGAGUGUGUGGUCGCUGCUCCCAGUGGCUAGGUGAGCCCGUGUACGUUUCCUGGCUGAGGCCUGCCUCUGUAAGCCACCCUCUACAUUAACCGCCGCAUACUGACGUGGGCCGCUGGUGUCCCUUGCAGACCAUCGUGGCUAUUAACAAGGAUCCCGAUGCGCC